Echinops telfairi (small Madagascar hedgehog) is the source of this 1160-nucleotide messenger RNA. Its product is annotated as lipoma-preferred partner homolog. Lineage: Eukaryota; Metazoa; Chordata; Mammalia; Afrosoricida; Tenrecidae. Bases 315 to 1160 code for a protein of 281 amino acids. Gene Ontology annotation, biological process: cell-cell adhesion. The record is from RefSeq and is a predicted model, not a curated record. The transcript is spliced from 9 exons. Gene Ontology annotation, cellular component: stress fiber; focal adhesion.
AGAGAAUCCAGACUAGGAAGAGGAGCCACACCAGUGGACCAGCCAGCACUUGUACUUGCAGAGCUUCUCCCUGAUUGACCCCCUCUGCCUCCCAGGGACCUGCCCAGGACUUCCGGUGCGGACCCUGAAGUCCAAGAAGAGCGGCGAAGACCAGAUCCAGGCCUCCAAAUCCCAGCCUACGCUGCCCCUUCUUUCCGCUGGGCACUCCUCGUGGGGCAGAUACCUUCCCUCCGUUGACUUCAGCAUUGCAGUUGGCUGAACCCUGACCUGUCUUCAUUGAAGAUCCUAGGAGCUAGCUAUCUGAGAUUCCAAAAAUGUCUCAUCCCUCUUGGCUGCCCCCGAAAAGCACCGGAGAGCCCCUUGGCCACGUGCCUGCGCGGAUGGAGACUACCCAUUCCUUUGGGACGCCCAGCAUUUCAGUGUCUACACAGCAGCACCCCAAGAAGUUUGCACCAGUAGUUGCUCCCAAACCCAAGUACAACCCGUACAAGCAACCUGGGGGCGAGGGUGAUUUUCUUCCACCACCACCUCCACCUUUGGAUGAGCCCAGUGCCCUUCCACCUGGCCCUGGAAACUUCCCUCCUCCACCACCCCUGGAAGAAGGGGCUUUCAGAAUCCAGCAGGGCAGUCCUGGAGGCAAGACCCUGGAGGAGAGGCGCUCUAGCUUGGAUGCAGAGAUCGACUCCCUUACAAGUAUCUUAGCUGACCUGGAGUGCAGCUCCCCGUACAAACCUCGGCCUCCACAGGGUGGACACCCAGGGCCAAUGGGUCCCCCAGCUGUUCCUUCCUCAUUCCGUCCAGAAGAUGAGCUUGAACAUCUGACCAAGAAGAUGCUGUAUGACAUGGAGAACCCACCUGCGGAUGAAUACUUCGGCCGCUGUGCUCGCUGUGGGGAAAAUGUCGUCGGCGAAGGGACAGGCUGCACUGCCAUGGAUCAGGUCUUCCACGUGCAGUGUUUCACCUGCAUCGUCUGCAGUAGCCAGCUCCGGGGGCAGCCCUUCUAUGCUGUGGAAAAGAAGGCCUACUGUGAGCCCUGCUACAUCCUUCAGUUUCCCAGCCUACAGAACAAAGGUAGGAUGCAUUACACCACGUGGUUAUACGGGACAAAUGAGAGUUCAGAGUGGAGCAAACAGCUAAGCCGGAAAAGUGUGAAGCCUUGA